CAGCAGGCGGCGCUACUUUACCUUUAGCGCCUAAAAUCAACCCGCGAAGAAGAACGGCGUCUCGCCGCCUAGAGGAUCUCGGGAUGCUGCUGGUUCUGUCUGAGGAGCAUAAAGACCACCUGGGCUUCCUCACCCAGGUCGAUGGUUCCGUGGUGGAGGAGUUCUGCCGCAUCGCUCUGGAGUUCCUGAGGAAAGGAAGCAACCCAAAGAUCUAUGAAGGAGCAGCCAGGAAGCUCAGCGUUCCGGUGGAGAUGGUGCAGCAUGGAGUGGAAGGCCUCAUGUUCCUGAUGACGGAGAGCUCCAAGCACAUGAUCUCUGAGGUGGAUUUUAUGGACUCGGUCUUAUCGCUUGGAUUCACUGACCAGCUCAACCAGAGCCUGUUGCAGCUCUACGUGCAGCACAAAGACCAGAUCCGCAGCAUGCUAAGCCAUCUGCGCUGCAGUCAGCCAGCUUACCACAACCUAGAGUGGAGGCUGGAUGUUCAGUUGGCGAGUCGCUCGCUCCGUCAGCAGAUGGUUGCCACGGUCACCAUGCGCCUCCUUUUGUCGGGUUCUGAUGGGGGCGGGACCCUCUGCUGCCUGGACCUCCAGACGGACCCCAGCACGCUGCUGCACCUCAUCUCCAGUCUGGAGGCGGCCCUGGCGGCCAUGAAAACGGGCCACGCCCGGCGGAUUCUACGCAACAUCAAAUGACUGGACUCACUGGGAGGACUGGUUCUGAUGCGGAGCGACGGCCCAGAGCGGCGGAUCUCACUGCUGCUCUGAUUAAUAAAAUGAUUUCUCUUCUCUA
Molecule: messenger RNA, 789 nt
Organism: Cyprinodon tularosa
Lineage: Eukaryota; Metazoa; Chordata; Actinopteri; Cyprinodontiformes; Cyprinodontidae
Gene: commd2
Product: COMM domain containing 2
Exons: 6
Coding region: 84-692 (202 amino acids)
Source: RefSeq, a predicted model, not a curated record